Molecule: messenger RNA, 2094 nt
Organism: Vicia faba (fava bean)
Lineage: Eukaryota; Viridiplantae; Streptophyta; Magnoliopsida; Fabales; Fabaceae
Source: the annotation of a GenBank genome assembly
AUGGCUCAUGCUUACCCUCUGUGUUCUUCCCCUUCUUCCACCUUCUCUGAUUUCACAACUCGCAUUUCAUCCCCUAACUCCUUCACCAACCCCAAAUUCCCCAACCGCAAAUUCAAAACCUUUUUCUCUUUCCAACCUCCCAAUUCUCUUGAAGCUGCAAAACACAAUGACCCACAUGCAAAUUCUUCACCUUUAUCCAAAUCUAAAAUCUGGGUCAAUCCCAAACUCCUCAAUUCCAAUCGAGUUUGGAGCAAAACCCAUAGCGCCAUCUCAUCUCUUGCCAAAUUGCACAACUCAUCUGAUCCUAAUGAGCGAGAAGUUUGUGAAAUUCUCAAGGGUUUGGGAGACAAUGUUAAAGAAGUUGAUGCGGAGCAUGUUCUGCAUAACAUAACAAACCCUGAAAUUGUGAUUCUUGCUGUUAAAUACUUCCAGAAGAAGAUUGAACCGGAGAGACAUGUUGUUCUUUACAAUGUGUUGUUUAAGCUUUUUAGAGAAAUUAAUGAUUUUGAAAAAGCAGAGAAGGUGUUUGAGGAAAUGCUGCAGAGAGGAGUCAAGCCUGAUGUUGUUACGUUUUCGACUUUGAUUAGGUGUGCUUCUGUUUGUUCUCUGCCUCACAAAUCCGUGGAGUUGUUUGAGAGGAUGCCUUCUUUUGGGUGUGAGCCGGAUCAUAAUGUGUCGUCGUCGAUGAUUUAUGUUUAUGCUCGCACGGGUAAUGUUGAUAUGGCUUUGAAAUUGUAUGAUGAUGCGAAAAAUGAGAAGUGGCCUGUUAGGGCAGUUGCAUUCUCUGCUUUGAUUAAGAUGUAUGGUGUGUUGGGAAACUAUGAUGGGUGUUUGAGUGUUUAUAAUGAUAUGAAGGCUCUUGGUGUUAGGCCGAACGUGACAUUGUAUAAUGCUUUGUUGUAUGCAAUGGGGAGAGCUAAGAGGGCAAUGGAUGCGAAGAGUGUAUACCAAGAGAUGAAAAAGCAUGGAUUUUCACCGAAUUGGGCAACCUAUUCAGCUCUCUUGGAAGCUUAUUCUCGAGGACGACUAAGUAAAGAAGCGUUGAGUGUGUAUAAGGAAAUGAAGGAAAAGGGGAUGAGUAUGAAUAAAGCUCUUUAUUACAUGCUUCUUGACAUGUGUGCUGAUGUUGGCUGUGUAGAUGAAGCUGUUGAAAUAUUUCAAGAUAUGAAGCAUUCCAAGACUUGCGAGCCCGACCUUAUCGCAUACUCAUCCUUGAUUAACAUGUAUUCAUGUCUUGGGAAAGUUUCGGAGGCGGAAGCCAUGUUGAAUGAAAUGAUAAGCCAUGGGUUGAAGCCUAAUGUCUUGGUUCUCACAAUGUUUGUUCAUUGCUACGGAAAGGCAAGACGAACCGAUGAUGUUGUGAAUAUAUUUAAUCGAGUUUGGGAAAUCGGCAUCACGCCCGACGGUCGUUUUUGGGAUUCUCUUUUGAAUGUGAUGACCAACCUACCAAAAGAAGAGCUCGGUAAGAUAACAAAUUGCAUUGAGAAAGCUAACCCAAAGCUUGGUUAUAUUGUGACAUGUUUGACGGAAGGGAGCGAGGAUGAUGGAUAUUUUAUAAAGGAGACAUCAGAACUUUUAAGUUCAGCCGAUGGUGGUGUAAAGAAGUCCUUGUGCAACCAUCUACUUGAUCUUUGUGUCAACCUUGGUGUGCAAGACAGAGCCCGCGACCUUCUUGACUUGGGAUUGACGCUUAAGAUAUAUAGUGAUAUUCAAUCGAGAACUGAAACUCAGUGGUGUUUGAACCUAAAAAAACUAUCAGUUGGUGCUGCUAUGACUGCGUUUCAUGUUUGGGUUGACGACUUGUCUAAGGCUUUUGAAUCGGGCGAGGAGCUUCCACAAUUGCUUGGAAUUUGUACGGUCCAUUGGAGACACAGACGAUCAGAGAAAGACUUGGCUAGUGUAUUUGAAUCAUAUCUGAAGGAACUUAGAGCUCCUUUCCACAAGGCUACUAAAAUGGAUGGCUGGUUUAUUACUACAAGCCAAGAUGCCAAGUCAUGGCUGCAGUCUAGACGUUCAACUGAAACAGUUGCUGAUUUGAACUCCGUUUUAGUUAUUCCAACCGAGGAUCUUUCCCCAUUGAUAGAGUUGUUAUAG